AUGCUGCAAACUACAACUACCGCAACUAAAGCUGGUGAGACUACCACUUUGCCGCGUAUAUCUGCUGCCGUGAAAGAGGAGGGCCCCACAAGUGCUAAAGGAUCUAGAACCACGUCAAAGGCCUUAGACAAGCCCAAGCGGCAUCGAAAUAGGACUCCCAAAAGUUGCAUACAGUGUUCAAAACGAAAAAUAUUCUGUUCAAAGGAGAGACCAGCGUGUAGCAAUUGUGUUAAAUACUUUGUGGGCCAUUUAUGUUCAUACGCUUUGCCACCAUGGGCCGAAACCAAUAAAAAAAAUGGCUCAGCGUCAUCUCCAGAAACUAAUAAAUCAUCAAACGACAAUAACAAUAAUGGAAAUGAAGAGACCCUUCGGCAACAACUUAAUCAGCAGCAGCAGCAGCAGCAGCUACUGCCGCUGCAACUGAAACUAUUGCCUCCUGUGAAAAUACUACAAACAGAGGAAUAUAGAACUCUAAAAGCAAACAAUGAAAAGAUUAUUCAAUCACAGCGAAAUGAGAUAGACGACUUAAAACGACAGUUAUCUGUAUUACAACAAUUUUCACCUAGAGAAACUUCUAAUGGCAAACAUCAUCAAGUAGUGCCAUCUCAAGUUGGUUGCACCCAUAUAACCGUGCUUAAUAAGAUAUGUCCUUUGACAACAAAUUAUUCAGCUCAUAGAAUUGAGGUGGUCGAUGAUUAUCGUAUAAAUUUAAUCCCUAACUCCACAUCUUCCUCAAAGUCUAUAUAUGUUGACACUUAUUCUUGGAUAAAUUUGAUAAAACUAGAUCCGCAGCUAACCACACUUUGGUAUAGAAUCACCAAUUUACAAAAGAUGUAUCAUGUGUAUAAGAUGAAUAUCUUGAAAGAGAACCAACAGCAACCAAUUGAGAAAAAGAAAACAAACAACAACAACAACAACAACAACAACAACAACAACAACAACAACAGCAACGACAGUAACGACAGUAACAAUAACAAUAACGAUAAAAAGAAAUCAAAUUAUAGAAUCAACGAAAUCGACUUUACAUAUUCACUACAGCCUCCAUCGCGCAACUUUGACGAUUUGCAAACAGGACAACAAGUGACACUGGUCACAACAUCAGAACGUCAUAGAUGCCCCGUUGUUGAAUGCGAUUUUAACUUUAUGACUGAUGAACUACAAUUUUCAAGCCCAAGCCCUUACAAAAUGACACUCCGUUUUGAUGUACCAUCCAACUCUGAUAAAUUACAACAACAACGACAACAACAACAACAACAAUUUGUCAAGUCGGGAAAAAAAGACCAAAGAUUUAUCAUAAACAAAUCUGUGAAUGUGUAUAAUAAACUUAUCACCUUAUGGGAAGCAUUAUUGACAGUUGGUAGAGGAGAAAGUAAACUAAAGUUUCAACAAAUCCAUUUCCUUUUAGAAUACUACUACAAAAGCAAUAUUGAAAGUAAAAACAUUUUAUCAUUUUAUAAGUUCGAUAUCCAAUCUGUUCUCAAAAAGGGAUUGGAUGACGAAGUUGGAUUGAAUUUGCCUCAGGGAGUUGAAGAAGAUAUUAGGUUCCAGCUAAAAUCUACAGGGAUUUUCUUAUCCAUGUUGGUUUUGAUUGUAGAGGAAUCGUUGAAUGAAGUUAAGCAGAUUGUUAGAAGCGGCACUGAUGAGGAUCUAUGUGUACAAUUUGGGAAACUUUUCCCCCAUGAAGUUGCAUUACUUAGAUUAGGUCCAAAACAGACCAAUCUAUUAUCCAUGGUUCAAGAUCUCCUUGCUAGUUACGAUCCAGAGACGGAAAAAUCCCUAUCUUAUUGUGCCGUUGUUAUCAGUUUGUUGAACCGAAAAAUCGAUGAUUACAAAAAACCCGGCUCAAGUAUAUCUGAUACCAAAACUUCGUUUACUUUGUUUUUUACUAAUUUCCUUCAUAUUCUACUAGAUGAACCCCUGCCCAUGGAGCUUUGGAAAGAUCCCGAACUAGUUGAGUUUAAAGUACAACAUAGGAAACGCAAGAAUAAUUUAAAGUUGCAUUUUUGUUACCUUUGGACAAACAUCGUUAGGUUGAGUAACCUAGUUACUUUAAAUUUUGUUCCGCUUGUGAAGCACUCUGAAUACUUGGAUAAUCUACUCAAGAGAAUGUAUCAGAGAAUUGAACAAGUUGAUCUGUUGCAGUACCACUUGAAGUUCCUUAGUAACAGGAAUGAAAAUGAUUUGGUAAUUACUUUGCAUGUGCACUAUUUGAUUGCUAAUAUAUCUUGUACCUUGUGUCAUGGAAUAAUGAAUAUGGGUUCCAAUAGACUAACCAUUGACCGAUUGGAAAAUUUGAUUAAGCAAUGCCAGACUUGGAUUCAGGAUUUUGGCAUACAAAGACUAACCAGUGAAGUUCGGAAAUUUGAAAUAUUGGUCAUACUUGGUUACUUGCGGUAUUUUAUGACAUACCUUAUAAUGUUACAAAGCGAAGAAAAUGCCGACUCUACAAUAAUGCAGGGGUUAGUAGUGCCUGAGAUUUUGCUUCGCUUGCGACAGUUGAUUCAACAUUUCAACAAUUUGAGUUUUGGUGAACAUCGUGAGCACUCCCAAUAUGUUUACCUGGUGAUUACAGAGGUAUUGACUAGGCUGAUUCAAUUUGUGGUUGGUUUGAUUUUAAGGGUGAAGGAUAAUAUGUCACAUCAGUCAUCAUCACAAGCCCCAAGUCUCUUAAUGCAGAACUGUGAUAAAAUAAUGACAUUUGAAUGGGGCAUGGUUACACCAACGGAGUUUAUGAAUCGAUUUACCCAGGAAGUGAAUUCAGUAGUGACAGCAUUAAGUAAAGUAUUGGUGAACAAGGAGCGCGUUUCUAAGUUGACUAAAUUGUGGAAGCUAUACUUGACAUUGACAAAGAAUAUCAACUAUGCCAAGUUGCAUGCUGGGUUGCCUAAUUUUAGUACCGGCGGCACUCAUAAUGGUGUACCUACUGGCAUUCCAUCAAGUUGUCCGGUAUUGAAUCAUGAAGACAUGCCUUCUCAGCCGUCACUGUAUUCAACAACCCCCCAAACUGCGACUUGUCCAAUAAGCGCUCAUAAUAACUUACCCCUUUCAUCUACUGCGAUGCAGGCGCUGAUGUCUGCAAUGCCUCUGAACAUGGCGAGGAAAAAGUUUACAAAAUGUCCAAUUUCCCAUAUCACAACUCCGAUGCAAGAAGAAGAAGAUGAUGACGAUGAUGAUGAUGAUGGAGUUGAAGAUGCUAGUGGUGAUGUUGAUGAAGAUGAUGUGCGGAUUAAGUUUUCCAAUUUUGCACCACCUCCAUUGCAACCGCAAUUUACCAGUUCCAAUAAACAAUCUAGCGUAUCUUCAUCUGUAUCAUCUCCAGGACCAGUGACUAAAAAACAGAAAAGAUGUCCAUUUAAUCAUGCAACUCAAUUUAGACCAAGUUUGUUCCCUAAUCAAAUUGAAUCAAGUUUAAGAGGAAAUAAUAGCGGAGGAAGCAUGAAUAAUAGUAUUGGAAGCGGUUGUCCUGUUUUGUCCAUGAGUAAUGAGUACAAGACUCAUACGUCAAGUCCAUUAAGCACAACAUUCACUACACCAUCAGUGCCUACUCAACAAUCAGUGCACCAGCCUCUACUUGCUCAACAAUCAGUGCGCCAGCCUCUACUUGCUCAACAAUCAGGGCACCAGCCUCUACUUGCUCAACAAUCAGGGCACCAGCCUCUACUUGCUCAACAAUCAGGGCACCAGCCUCUACUUGCUCAACAAUCAGGGCACCAGCCUCUACUUGCUCAACAAUCAGGGCACCAGCCUCUACCUACUCAACAAUCAGGGCACCAGCCUUUACCUACUCAACAAUCAGGGCACCAGCCUCUACCUACUCAACAAUCAGUGCACCAGCCUCUACCUCAUACCAUGACUGAUGAAGCUCUGGAUACAAUAAAACCGAUGGACGAGGUAUUUAUGAGUGGAGGUAAUCCUCCAAUGGGAAUUCCAACUGACUUUGAUCCCAGUGUCAAUGGUAAUCCCAAUGGCAUGUUUGAUAGCCAUUUUGACAUGCUAAGUCAAUUUAGUGAUUUUGAUUUUGAAUUUUUGAAUAGCGAUAAUUUGUUUGAACAUUUCGGCAGGAAUGUAUCUACUGAUAAUGGCACAACUGCUAUGGGAGCUAUAAAGAAUGUCGAAAUCAAUAAUUUCGGAAACUUGAACGGCCAAGCUGAGAAUAUUGAAGAUUUCUUUCAGUAA
Lodderomyces oxycetoniae is the source of this 4176-nucleotide messenger RNA. It is a transcript of the gene ZCF20, whose product is annotated as Zcf20p. NCBI's taxonomy places the organism in Eukaryota, Fungi, Ascomycota, Pichiomycetes, Serinales, Debaryomycetaceae. Bases 1 to 4176 code for a protein of 1391 amino acids. The record is from RefSeq and is a predicted model, not a curated record. Gene Ontology annotation, biological process: regulation of DNA-templated transcription. The transcript has a single exon. Gene Ontology annotation, molecular function: DNA-binding transcription factor activity, RNA polymerase II-specific; zinc ion binding.